Molecule: messenger RNA, 822 nt
Organism: Necator americanus (New World hookworm)
Lineage: Eukaryota; Metazoa; Nematoda; Chromadorea; Rhabditida; Ancylostomatidae
Exons: 3
Coding region: 1-822 (273 amino acids)
Source: RefSeq, a predicted model, not a curated record
AUGGUCGGACCGCCAGGUGAAGGUGGACGCCAGGGAAUGCACGGAGCUCCAGGACGACCGGCUCCACGGGGAAUAGUUGGAUCUGCCGGAAAAGAUGGUGCUGCGGGUGCGAUUGGUGCCACUGGCCUACUGGGAUCACCGAGUUACCCGAGCGAUGAUGCUGAAGCGAUACGAAGAGGUGGUAGUCGCUCGGGGCCAGGUCGGGGCUGUACGGUGCUCCUUGCGGACCUUGUCGGCCAGUCUUCGCAGUUGAGCGUAGUAGACCUCGGCAGUAACUGUCGUGUUGUCCGGCAGCAGUUCGAAAUGGUAGAUUCCAUGAAAUCCCCACCAGACGCUCAGCAUGACCUUUUUCUCAUGGAUUUCACCUUUCACGAAAGGAUCCGGCAUUUCAUCGCUAGCGCACUACGCACGUUUGUGGGUGUGGCUGACGUAGAGGACCCAUUUUUUAUCUCCAGUGACAAUGGUGUCCAACCAGUCGAAUCUGUGGUUUCUAGAGAGCAGCUGAGUGCAGAUGUCCAGGCGACUUUGGCGGUUGCCGUCGCUCAAUGCAUGUGGGAGCCACUGACCGAGCUUUUUCACCAUUCCGAGAGAUCGCAGUCCAUUGCUCACGGUGGACAGCGAACAGCCAAGACUGGCAGCAAAAUACACCACACCUUCAUAUGGAUGCUGCUCCGCCAGAUUCUUCAGUUCGUCGAACGAUAUUGCAGUCGGUCGACCACAGCGAGGCUGAUCUUCGAGUUUCUUGUUUCCGACUUUGAAACGCUAGAACCAGGCGCGCAUAGACCACUCAGAAGGGAAUUCAGUGCAGAAUACAUGAGAUAA